This is a messenger RNA of Chelmon rostratus (copperband butterflyfish), 1203 nucleotides long. RefSeq names its product relaxin family peptide receptor 3.2b (gene rxfp3.2b). Gene Ontology annotation, biological process: immune response; G protein-coupled receptor signaling pathway. Gene Ontology annotation, molecular function: G protein-coupled receptor activity. The transcript has a single exon. Gene Ontology annotation, cellular component: membrane. The coding region runs from base 1 to 1203 and encodes 400 amino acids. The record is from RefSeq and is a predicted model, not a curated record. Lineage: Eukaryota; Metazoa; Chordata; Actinopteri; Chaetodontiformes; Chaetodontidae.
AUGCAGCUGAAUGAGACUGGAGUUCAAACACUGGCUCCAGAGCCAUGUGAGCAACAACUGGUGCAGGAGGACAACGCUGGGAACUGUAGCGGAGGUUCCACCGGCAACCUGUCGCUGCACUGCUGGCUGCAGCUACUCACCAAGGAAUCCAUCGUGGAAUUUCAAGGAGACAGCUCGAGUCUAGUGGUGCGCGUGAUGAUAGCAUGUGUCUACUCUGUAGUCUGUGCACUCGGGCUGGUAGGAAACGCACUGGCUCUGUAUCUGCUGCACUCACGCUACAGGCAGAAGCAGUCAUCCAUCAACUGCUUUGUGAUGGGACUGGCUAUCACAGACCUCCAGUUUGUUUUGACUUUACCUUUCUGGGCAGUGGACACGGCCCUGGACUUCCGCUGGCCGUUCGGCCGCGUCAUGUGCAAAAUCAUCAGCUCUGUCACCACCAUGAACAUGUACGCCAGUGUGUUCUUCCUUACAGCGAUGAGCGUGGCACGUUAUUACUCAAUCUCCUCUGCGCUGAAGAUGCACAGCCGGCGGGCGGCGGCCACUAGGGCCAAGUGGACGAGCCUGGGUAUCUGGGCUGUCUCUCUGCUGGCCACUUUGCCUCAUGCCAUCUAUUCCACCAGUGCCCAGGUGUCAGAUGAGGAGCUUUGCCUGGUGCGCUUUCCAGACUCAGGGAGCUGGGAUCCACAGCUUCUUUUGGGUCUGUACCAGCUGCAGAAAGUCCUGCUUGGCUUCCUUCUUCCUCUAAUCAUAAUCACUGUCUGCUACCUGCUGCUACUGCGCUUAAUCCUCAGCCGACGCAUCACAGGUGCAGCGGGCCCAGAGGUUGAGCAGGGCCGUCAAAGUCGUCGCUCCAAAGUGACCAAAUCCAUUGUCAUUGUGGUUCUGUCCUUUUUUCUGUGCUGGCUUCCCAAUCAGGCGCUGACACUAUGGGGAGUGCUCAUAAAGUUUGACCUGGUGCCCUUCAGCAAGGCCUUCUACAAUGCGCAGGCCUACGCCUUCCCCCUGACCGUGUGUUUGGCACACACCAACAGCUGCCUCAACCCUGUGCUCUACUGCCUGGUUCGCCAGGAGUUUCGGGCGGGUCUCAAGGAGCUCCUCCUCCACGCCACACCAUCCUUCAGGAGCCUGACCCAUCUGCUGCGUCGCAAGGCCAAAGUGGCCGAGGCGCCGCCUGCUCUGGUGCUGGUCCAAAUGGAUGUCUGA